Messenger RNA from Candidozyma haemuli, 2415 nucleotides. RefSeq names its product ubiquitin-protein ligase. The record is from RefSeq and is a predicted model, not a curated record. The coding region runs from base 1 to 2415 and encodes 804 amino acids. Lineage: Eukaryota; Fungi; Ascomycota; Pichiomycetes; Serinales; Metschnikowiaceae. The transcript has a single exon.
AUGGUUGAUAGGCAAACCAUCAUAUUUGUCAUCAUAAUGGUGAUUUUCUUCACCUUACCUCCGGGGUCAGAACAACCAUUGGCCUCGGAAGAUAGAGAGGUCCUCCAGAAGUUCAAAUCAAGCCUCAUUCAAAGUCGAAGGCAGGUGUUCGACUCACAAUAUUGGCUAGGGUAUGGGAACUUGACAGGCCUCAAACUUUCAUAUCAGGACAAUGUCGAGAAGAAGAACGUCCUGUUAUGGCCCUUUCGGGACUACUCCAAGUCUAAUCCAUGGAAGGAAAGGGAACAAGAUAGCAUAUUGCCCAACGAAGUUAGCAAAAGGGUGAACGAGCACUGGGGAAACGAACCUGUUCUUUCCAGUGGUGACCAUGCAUAUCCACUCAACAUCUCAGGGCAGCUUUUCGGAGACUUUGAUGUUGUCAAGCCGCUGGUGGCUUUGAAGCCUUUGCGCUUAAGGCUACCGAGAUAUUUGAAGGAUUACUAUCUGUUAUACAAACAAGAGAAGUACGAGGAGGAGAAGCAAAGGUACGAGCUGGAUCCUGAGACGAACUCCCCUCCUCAAGAGAUAGAGGGAAGCCGUAGAAAGGCCGGCAACAUCACCACUUUCAACGAAGGCAAAAUGGAACUCGAACUACAUUCGCUAGGUUACAACUACUUAAACCCUGAGCUUGCAGACUUUGUCAAGAACAAUCCUGCUUCGAGGAUCGAAGAUGCUAUCAUCGUCACCAUGGGUAUGAACUUGAAAGACUACCCGGAAACACACGACGACGAGUUCAAGAUGUUGGGCGUCUACUUUCAAUCAACGGGUGCGUUGGUGGCGUCUACUAAGUCAGCCAAGUUCCAGGGAGGUCAUGCUCUUCCUCAUUUUACGAUGAAUGAGAAGAAUUUCAACGUAUCAAAGACUCUCAUGAGCCAGAUUGUCAACGUGACUGACAUCGAACAGGAAGUCUCUAUCGAUGACAUGAACAACGCCAUUGAAAGAUCGCAAGACCAAUGUGAGUACAUUACGUAUUUUCAGUUGGACAAAACCGAAUACACUCGUGAACAGCUUCGUGCGAUCGAUGACGAGUUGAUUCUGCCUCAAGGAGCUCCAAUUCCUAAAAGACUACCCCAGCUUGAGAUUACUCAUGCUGUGGUUUAUUCACCUGAUUGUGGAAUACUUCUUGAGAAUAAGAAGUCUGAAACUUUUGGAGGCAUUCGGAUGGAGAUUUCAAAGGCUAGAGUUCGCCAGAUGGCGAUCGGGGUAUUGCUUCUCACUGCAAUCGAGCUCAAUCUUCUAUUGAGACAAAUGAAACGCUGUAGGAGUCCGGGCCAGUUGUCUAAUGUUUCUUCUGUCACUGUCUCCAUGCUUGGCUUCUGGAUGCUGGUGACGCUCGUUUACUUUUUAUUAAGGUCAUUGCAACAAAGUGAGCUUUACCUCAUCUUGACAUGUGUUUCGGUAAUAGCUUCCCUUCUAUGUCUCAACCAGAUGAGAUUGUUGGUGAGUGUUUUUACAGCACAAGAGAAUGAGAGAGGAACAAACUGGUGGGAGAUUUUACGAGGCUCGCUGGUAGAGGGACAGAGUCAUAGAACUGAAGAAGAAGCAAACCAGCAAGGUACGCCUGAAGACAAUGGUAAUACCAAUGAAGCCGUUGCUCCAGCAACAACUGCUGCUACUGCAGCGCAAACGAAUACGAUCCAGCAGCUUUCUGACGAGGCUCGUUACCCAAAUAUGAUUUUCUUUGUUGGAUUUGCAUUGACAUGCAUUGCCAUGAUGUUGAUAUCAGGUAUUUCUACUUGGAGGAUUACCUAUCGGAGAACAGCUGAGUACGUUAUUCUCCUAGGAUUCAAUUCUUAUUGGAUCCCUCAAUUCUUCAGGAGUACAUUGAAGAACAGGACACGCGUGUUUCUGUGGGAGUAUGCAAUUGGUACUUCCCUUGUACGCUUCAUUCCAAUAUUCUAUAUGUGUCUCGACAAGAAUAAUGCAGUUCGCCACCAUCAUGAUCCAGUUAUGGCUGUUGUCGUGUUCAGCUGGGUCUUCACUCAGCUAUUUUUCCUUUACUUGCAAGACUGCUUAGGAGCUAGGUUCUGGGUGAAAGAAAACUGGUUACCAGAGCAAUACAACUACCAUCCUAUUAUCAAUAUCAAGGAUUCGGAAAGCGGCUUCUCACUGGAUAUUUUGGCGAAUAUGAGACCACAAAGUGCCGACAAGGACCUUGCAAUUUGUGACAUCGAUUGUGCAAUCUGUAUGUCGACUCUCCAAGUGCCGGUGGUGUCGGGAGAACAUUCAGCUGCUUCCAAAAAGAACGUGGACAAUAUGAUGAAGGAAAUCAUGGUCACACCGUGCCGUCAUAUUUUCCAUGUUAAGUGUUUGGAGGACUGGAUGGUGUACAAGCUACAGUGUCCUGUUUGCCGUUGUGCCUUACCUCCGGUUUGA